Molecule: messenger RNA, 486 nt
Organism: Rotaria sp. Silwood2
Lineage: Eukaryota; Metazoa; Rotifera; Eurotatoria; Philodinida; Philodinidae
Source: the annotation of a GenBank genome assembly
AUGAAGCCGUCGCCUUACCCUACCUUAGCAUAUGAUCGUUUAUUAAAUAUUCUUCCUCAAGAUUUAUCUAAUGCUACAACAGAUCAUGGUGUUUGGAAAUUACCCAAUGGUGAUAAAUAUUAUAAAUUAUGUUUAGAAUAUCAUACAACAACCAAUAUGAGUCCAGACGAAGUUUAUGAACGUGGAAAAAAACAUAUUUUUUUAAAUAGUAUUUUGAACGAGAAACAAGUUGAAAGUUGGCAUGAUUUUCAAACAAGUAUCACUAAUUUCGAAAAUGAUAGUGAACAAAAAUUCUUAAUGAUUAUCGUCAAAUCAUGUGAAAAUAUUGAUAAUGAAAUCGAUAAAUAUUUCUUAUCUGUAUGUCGACCAGCAACAAAAUGUAUUGUUGAACGUAUGCCUCAAUUAAAAGAAGCUACAGCAGUAGCGGUUCAUUAUUUUCCGGCAACAUUUUAUGGUAAAACACCAGAAAAAAAAGUUUUUAAAUAA